AUGAUUCUGGAAAAAGAUGCAGAAGUCCCUACUUCGACAGAGAAGAAGGAAAAGCAAACCACGCCGUACAUGACAAAAUAUGAACGUGCAAGGAUUUUAGGCACUCGUGCUCUUCAAAUUAGUAUGAAUGCACCAGUUAUGGUAGAACUUGAAGGUGAAUCAGAUGCUUUAGUGAUCGCCAUGAAAGAGUUGAAGGAAAAAAAGAUUCCUCUUGUUGUUAGAAGGUUUUUGCCUGAUCAAACAUAUGAAGAUUGGGAUGUGAAGGACCUUAUUGUCGAAUAG
Mycotypha africana is the source of this 282-nucleotide messenger RNA. RefSeq names its product RNA polymerase, subunit omega/K/RPB6. Bases 1 to 282 code for a protein of 93 amino acids. Gene Ontology annotation, biological process: DNA-templated transcription. Lineage: Eukaryota; Fungi; Mucoromycota; Mucoromycetes; Mucorales; Mycotyphaceae. The transcript has 2 exons. Gene Ontology annotation, molecular function: DNA binding; DNA-directed RNA polymerase activity. Gene Ontology annotation, cellular component: RNA polymerase III complex; nucleus; RNA polymerase II, core complex. The record is from RefSeq and is a predicted model, not a curated record.